Molecule: messenger RNA, 807 nt
Organism: Penicillium soppii
Lineage: Eukaryota; Fungi; Ascomycota; Eurotiomycetes; Eurotiales; Aspergillaceae
Product: Fig1 domain-containing protein
Exons: 4
Coding region: 1-807 (268 amino acids)
Biological process (GO): conjugation with cellular fusion
Cellular component (GO): membrane; mating projection tip
Source: RefSeq, a predicted model, not a curated record
AUGGCUUCUCCCUUUGCGCAAAAAUGGGCCCGGUUCAUUCCGAUGAUCGGGUACCACCAUGUGUUGAUGAUUAUUAUUGCCGUCGCUAUCAUCCUAUUAUCACUCCUGUUGGCUGGAUGUUCAUCGUCAUCCCCACAAAUGCCUAACAUCUUCCUUAUCUCUCUAUACUACGAAAAGUACAAUCCCAUCAAGGAUCUCGCACAAGUCGACCCAGGCGUUGUCACUGCCCUUUCAAAUAUCGUUGGUGGCGCAGAGCUGGAAGUCCGCGUAGGAUACUUCGGUAUCUGUGUUCAACCUGACCGUGGUUCCUUUAUCUGCAAUGCAAACGCGACGGCAUUGGCUGAGAUUGUCACUGUGGAUCAAGAUCCUCUCAACCUGAUUUGGGUUGCAUCGACGUUUAAAGACGCUGUGGUGUUUCCGUAUCUCCUUAUUGUUGCCGUCAUUCUCGCAUUCUUCUGUUUCAUUCUUCUGGCAACGUUUCCCGGCUGGCACGAGGAGAUGGAUGACACAGGCUCCGAGCGUGAAGUCAAGCCUUUCCCCUCGCGUCCUGUCUCCCAAGCUGCAUUGGCCCUCAUCUUUGUUUCGUCUGUUUUCGUUCUUGUAUCUGUAUUAUGGCAGCACACGGCAUCUGUCGCCGCCAGUACGAUAGCCCAAGACAUGGGCAAUGGAAGUGUCAAGAGUGGCGUGGGUUCUUCCGCCAUGGUGCUUGGUUGGUUCGGCUUUGUUCUACUAGUCAUUGUGACUGUUGGACUGCUGGUCAUGAUUUUGAGUAUCAGUUUGAUCCGCAAACUCACUGAUGACGAAUAA